CUCAUUUGUGUGUGGCCCCUGAAUGACUUUUCUGUGGGUCAGUGACCCCUAACCUGAAAAAGGUUCUUUGCCUCGCCCUAUAGUCUUUUUAGAAUAUGAAGACCUUGUGGCCCUCAAGGCACAUCUUCCCCAGUCACUUAUACUCUUCACAGAAAAUCAAGCAACUGAAGCCAGGAAACUUGUGUCAUUGCUACUAUGGAGGAAACAGUUCUGGUUGCAGUGUCUGCUGUAGUAAGUGAAAUCAUGAAGGAUGUCUUUGCCAAGAGCUGACUUUAUAAGAUGGUGUUAAACUAUUGGAUGAGAGCGCAAAGAUUUAGAAUUCCUGGCAUGGAUGUAGUAUAGCUUAUUAGCCUGCUUCCAUGGGGAUGGAGAGGGCAUUUCUAGAAUUCAUCAGGUUGUCUUGGCUGGCUCAAGAAGGGCUUAAUUAAUUGACAAUGCCAUACAUAUUUAAGCAAAGUAUGCAUUAUGUCCAGAAGUUAGUAAUGGAAUUCCUUUACUUCUUCCAAGAGAAUUUGCAGGGUGUCAGUGACUUGUUUCAUCAGGUCCUGGAAUUGCUAAAAGUCAUCAACUAGUGGUGAUGGUAUAACUGCUUUGUGAGGUGGUACAGUAAAAUCAUAACAAAAGGCAUUUGGAUACAGUAGCAGCACAAGAAGAUUUGGCCAUGGCUUCAACAAAAAAAAUCAAAUCUGCCCCCCAUGAUUGAUAGCUGAUUUACGGAAAAGGAUCUCAACGAUGUCUUUACUUGUGAAGACUUUGGGCUUUUGGGAAAAGCAAAGAAGAAAUUGGCAAGGUGGAAAAGGAAGUGAAUUGCGAGCUCAAACCAUGUAGCUUCAAGACAAGUGAAGCAACUGCCGUGAAAAGUUUCAACCUUUGACAGCAUGUAAAAUGUAACCAUCCUGAAAACUGUGUGUCUCUGGUUACAAAAAAGGACCUGGAAGAUGAGGCAAAACAAAAGGCUGACGCUGCUAAACGACGUUCAUCUGGCUCUUUGAAAACUCCUGGAGAAAAGAUUUUCUGCAGAGCUUCACCUGAAAAGAAAUCCAAAAUUAGUCAAACAAAACUUGACUCAUUUUUGAAGUCCUCAAAGGUAACAGUCACCAUGGAUGCCAAUACUUUCCAUGAAGGGCUGAUGGAAAUGGUUUGCUUGAGUUCAACACCGCUCACUACCUGCAGGCUAAAGAACAAAGGAUUCAAAAAAUUUGCAGGUGAAAUGGGUCGGCAGGUUGGCGUUUCGACAGGGCACGAUGCAGUUCAUUAUUUAGUUGUCAGCACAGCUGAGUCUGGUUGCAAAGAGCUCAAGAAAGCUUUGGAGCAAAAAUUGUGCUACCUGAAAAUGGAUGCGGCAGCCCAUGGAAUCAGAAAUUUCCUUGCAAUCGAUGCUCAGUAUGACGAAGAAGGAAAAGAUAAAGCUGUGGUAAAAACCUUAGACAUAAUCGACACUGAAGGGUGUCGCAAUUCUUCCUACGUGAAAAGUCAAGUAAAAGCUAUUUUAGAAAAUUUUGGGAUCAGUGAAAUUCAAGUGCUGAGCAUCUGUGUUGACAAUGCAGCAAACAUGACGUGUGUCAUCAAAAAUUUCAGCAAGGACAAUGAAACCAUUUCUACCUCUGAGAACAGGAAUGUGGACAGAACUGAAGCUAUUUUGCCUGAUGAAGGAACUAAAGUAAUGGAUGAAAUUGAACUCCACAUUGCUACUGCCGCGCAGUGGGUUAAUGACCCUAGCUAGCCUCAUACUUCCAACAUGGCUUCAUGAGGACUACUCAAAAGUCCAACCAAUGAGGUGUGGUAUUCCAACUCUUCAGUUGGCAAUCUGGGAUGGAAUGAACAAAGAACAUGCGAAGAAAUUUCUGGCAAAACUUCGACAAGUCGUCACUACGAACCCCAAGUAUUCGAAGUGUUCUGCUUGAUCUACAUGGGGUAACUCAGUCAUUAGAAACUAUGACUCACUGGGGUUCAACAUUUGCGAUGUCUGAUCAGCUUCUCGUUUUUCAAUCUUACUGUGAACAAGUGGCGGCUGCUGCUGCUGCUGGAACAAGAGAACUCAAGUUAACAAAAGCUGAAUGGGAUGAAGUGGAGAACCUGCAAGACCUCUUGGCAAAACCAAACAAUCAUAAAUCUUCAAGCUGUCAAUGUAACCACAGGAGUUUUAAUGAAGGAAUGGUGAAAACUGUCAAAAUUCUUGCAAGAAAAUAGUGGACAAAUUGCAGAAGGAAUUCUGUCCUCUGUGCAGAAACGCGAAGAGAAGCUUUUUGACAAUAUUAAUUUCCUUGAUGGACUUUGUUGACCCACGGUAUUGGAUUCUUCUUACCUCAAGGGAAAUACCAAAGGAAAAGGAAGGGCUCCUUGAUAUUGCUCGACAACUCAAAAAACAAAAUCUAUUGCUACAUUUGAACUUGGCGAAAGAGGUUGAAGAAAACGAAACAACAAAAGGAGUCAUCAACAAUUGAAUUUGCGGUUUCGGAAAGUUCACAUCUUUCAGAAAUAGCAGGCUGUUCUCAAACUUCCAUCUCCACUCUGAACUUAUUCGAGCAUCCAUCCCUGAGACGUCUUCAACCAUCACAGGGAAAUGGAGAUAAUUUAAGCACCAAUUCUUCAGAAGAUGACUACUUCAAAAAGGAAUUGGAUAAACAAGAAAGACGCCAGCGAGUUUCUGCGAUUCAUAAUUGUAACGAAGCAUUAUUCGAGAGAAACUUUCAGGAAGAUUGUGAAGCGAUGAAGUCUAUUGGUAGGCUAAAAGUUGUCUGUUUUUGAGGCCAUUCACAGCUACCCAGACGGCAUUCAGGCUGCCUGGAGAAUUGCUUUGAGCAUGCCAACAACUCAAGGUAGUGUAGAGCGACUGUUUUCGGCUUUAAAGUUAAUUUUAAAUGAUCUGCAGCAGCUAUGAAAGACGACUGGAUUGCUGCAAUAAUUUUUUUACAGAUUGAAUUAUGAAUGAUUGUUGAUGACAUUUACAUUGUUUUAAAACUCUGAAUAAAAAUAAUGUUUUUUCAAAAUAACAGUAUGCACUUUUUUAUUUCGUUAAAUAAUUUGAGUCCGAGUGGAGCUGGAGUAGUCACUAUCGGUGCUGGAGCGGAGCAAUUCAAAAAUUUGAUUUCUCCAAAUCCUUGACUUCAGGAUUCUAAUGUUUCAUAGGGAACCACUUAAGGUGGGUUUUCUAGAAACAGAAUAGCACUAACUAAAUUGAUAGUAAACUGUACAGUAGAGUCCAGAUUAUCUGACCUUUGGUAAUCUGACAUUCCGCUUUAUCCAACAUAGCCACCCUGUGCUGCUAUGCCGCAUGCAGCCUCCCCGGCUGAAGAGGCUCCAGCAGUCUCCCGCAGGUCAGAGCAUCCUUCCAGUGCCGCUUCAUCCCCAUCCCUGCCUGGCUCUGGCCCCUUUCCU
This is a messenger RNA of Pelodiscus sinensis (Chinese soft-shelled turtle), 3378 nucleotides long. Lineage: Eukaryota; Metazoa; Chordata; Testudines; Trionychidae. The record is from RefSeq and is a predicted model, not a curated record.